Molecule: messenger RNA, 1017 nt
Organism: Postia placenta MAD-698-R-SB12
Lineage: Eukaryota; Fungi; Basidiomycota; Agaricomycetes; Polyporales; Adustoporiaceae
Exons: 2
Coding region: 1-1017 (338 amino acids)
Source: RefSeq, a predicted model, not a curated record
AUGGCUCGGCAGAUCAAAGCGCGCAAACAUAUCGAGCGCGACCAACGACAUGUCUCGCGGAUAGUGUCUACCGCCUGGAAGGAACUCGAUGACGAUGCUAAAAAGUAUUGGUACGACCGCGCCGCUGUCGUAAAGAAGUGCCAUGAGGCGAAACACCCUGGGUACAAAUUCAGCCCAAGGGCGCGAAGUGAGAAGCCGAAAAAGCGUAACGUAAAGCGCAAUGGGCCCCAAGACAAAGAGCGUUCCAGGACGCUCGGAAAGAUUCUGGCAAGAGGUGCGGACAUGGAGCAAUUGGAGACGGAGGCUCUGAAAUUCGACGCCACCAUGACAAACACCUCCGACGUAGGCGUCGUCGAGACAACAUACGACUGCAUACCGCCGUCGCAGAGCUUCGCCACUGGCGUGUUCGACUCUAUGUCGUGGCAGCCCUCGUCAAUCAUUUCACCAAUCGACACCGAGCCCUGGCUGAGCCUACCUGCGCUCCAGGAUCCUCUCCUCCCGCCACUGUCGGACGGGGUCUUCGUGCCACAGGACGGUCUCAGUGCCACUGAUCUCGAAACCGCCUUCUCCCAGCUGGGAUUCAACAAUACUCUCUCCGCAGGGGACGGCUCCGCUCCUCUGAUGCUUGCGCAAGAUAUCCGUCCAGAAGCCGAGAUGCAGCGGAUCAUGGACUCAUUUAACAAUUUUUCCCCGGCAUCCGACUUGCCCCUCAUGGCAAGCAAUGCUCUCGCAAGUCAGUCCAUGCACCAGCAGAUCGUGGAUAUGGCAUCCGCUUGUCGGCAUACCUCUCGUCUGCUCGACUCGCCGCUGGACAUUUCGCCGUUGGAGACGAAUGCGUUGGGGACGAAUCUCCCGCAGUUCGAUGCUCUGCAGUGGGAGCGACUGGGGUUCGGGCAGACGAACGAGAGUAACGUUGCCAGCUUCGCAGAGACCAUGUUCUCCUUCGACUCCAGCACGCUCUUCGGUGAGCCCAGUUUCGCCCCGGAGCCGCUGAUCGACAUCUCCACAUGGAACUGA